Molecule: messenger RNA, 2932 nt
Organism: Olea europaea var. sylvestris
Lineage: Eukaryota; Viridiplantae; Streptophyta; Magnoliopsida; Lamiales; Oleaceae
Product: WD repeat-containing protein 44-like
Exons: 10
Coding region: 215-2305 (696 amino acids)
Molecular function (GO): protein binding
Source: RefSeq, a predicted model, not a curated record
ACAAAGACUUUAGUUUGGCUUUGACACUUUGAAUUCAAUUAGCAUUCAAUUCCAACCUAUUGGCACGCAUUUAUUGAAUUGAGAUACUGGUCUGGUCCGGUUCUAUUCAGGUUUCUAUUGGAAGGGAUAACUACUUCAGCGUUGCCUAGUGCUUAGAAUUUUGGUUUCUUGGCGCGAGGUUUCAGUCUUCUAUGGGUUGAACCCAAGAAAAAUUAUGGGUAGCUCAAGUGAUGAGGAUAAAGAAUUUCGAUUCUUUGAUGCAUCAGAGCACAUUGCGUCUGAUUCUGACAAUGCUGAGGCUAAUAAUUGUGAAUAUGAUUUGUGGAUAGGUAGUCCUCGAAGUGUGAGGGAGCGUCGUAGGAAAUUCAUUAGAUGGAUGGAAUUGAGCUUAGAUAGGUUAGAAGGAAACAAUUCCUUUGAUGUACAUGACAAUGGUAAACGCGGCGUCUUUAGAGGAGAUACUGAUAGAAUAAUGGAAAGUAGUGAGGCUGUUCUAAGAACUUCAAUUUUUGAAGAUGAAUUUUCUUCUAGCGAUCCUUGUAUACCAAGUUGGUCCACUGAUAUUUUGGAUUCAGUAAGAGAAAUUACUCCUAGGGAAAAUUUUGUUUGUAGAAACGGGAAUUUAAACGAUGGACGCGAUUGUGAGUGUAAUGUUGAUGAUUUGGCGGUUGGAAUUGCAGAUUUUGAGAACAUUACUCGACUGUCUCCUUCAGUUCAGCAACCUGGGGAGACAGAAUUUCAGAUUAAUGGAAAUAUUUCGAAAAUAAUGAAUAAAAUAAAAGUUCGCUGGCUGAGCAGAUUCUGUUCCUCGCCGUGCAUAAUCAGUGGGAAUGGGAGAACUGAUAAAUCUAGAUCCAAUUGCCCCAGUGGAAUUCAGGGGGCCAAGGUUCAGAGAGUUAGGGUUCGCCGUAAACGGAAAAUGUUGAAAGAACUCUCAGCACUCUUCACUGGACAAGAUAUUGAAGCCCAUGAAGGGUCAAUCCUUACUAUGAAAUUUAGUCUAGACGGACAAUACCUAGCUAGUGCUGGUGAAGAUAAGAUAGUGCGCAUUUGGCAAGUGGUGGAAGAUGAGAGAUCAAAUCAUAUGGAUAUUCCGGAAGUAGAUCAAUCUUGCAUAUACUUCUCAGUGAACAAUCUCUCUGAAUUGACUCUCGUGGAGGAAAAAUAUAAAACCAACAAACUGAAGAGUUUAAGGAAACCAAAAGAUUCGGCAUGUAUCAUCUUUCCUCCAAAGGUUUUCCAGAUUUUGGAGAGGCCACUGCACGUGUUUGUAGGUCACACUGGAGACAUUGUGGAUCUUUCUUGGUCGAAAACUAAUUGUCUGCUUUCUUCGUCAAUUGAUAAAACUGUUCGUUUGUGGCGGGUUGGAUAUGAGCAGUGUCUCAAGGUCUUUCGGCAUAGUGAUUAUGUGACCUGCAUUCAGUUUAACCCGGUGAAUGAUGAUUACUUCAUCAGUGGUUCAAUCGACGGAAAGGUUCGAAUUUGGACAGUCAGUGGUUGUCAAGUUGUCAAUUGGACUGAAAUAAGAGACAUAGUUACUGCUGUUUCCUAUAGGCCAGAUGGGCAGGGUGGUAUUAUUGGCUCUAUUACAGGCAUAUGUCAUUUUUUUAAAAUAUCGGAUAAUCUCUCCCAACUAGAAGGGCAGAUGUGCUUAACCAGUAAAAAGAAUUCGGCCCGCAAAAGGGUAACUGGAUUCCAGUUUAUCCCACAAGACUGGAGCAAAGUUUUGGUCACAUGUGCUGAUUCACAAAUUAGAAUUCUUAGUGGGAUGAAUGUGAUUGGGAGAUACCAAGGCCUAGGCGAUGCUGGGAACCACAUUUCUGCUUCAUUGACCUCAAAUGGAAAGCACAUUGUUUCAGUGACUGAGGAUUCUAAUGUUUACAUAUGGAACUACAAUAGUGAACCAUGUUCUACCUCGCAAUCCAUUAGAUCAUUCGAGUGUUUCUCAUCUAACGCUUCUGUGGCAAUACCUUGGUCUGGUUUAAAGAUAGGGAACUUGGAGGAUGGAUUCAAAUCGAGCAAACUCGAAGAGAAUUUAACUAAGUUAACGACUCACCUCUCUUUGGGCCAAGAGUUUAUCUUGGACUCCAGCCCCAAGGGAUUUGCAACUUGGCCCGAGGAAAGGCUACCCAUGUCUAGUCCCUGGACUGGGCUUUAUCAAAUGUGUAAAUCUCAAUACAAACUUUUCAAGACUUCUUGCCAGAAUUCAUCUACUUCGCAUGCGUGGGGUCUAGUUAUUGUUACCGCAGGAUGGGAUGGACGUAUUAGAUCAUUCCAUAAUUAUGGGUUACCAACACCAUUUUAAAACGAGGUUGCAGGAUCAUUGAGAAAUUGGAUAUGAUCGAUUUUUAUGGUCACCUGUUUAAGUGAUCCGUCAAUUUGGUUAUGUACAGCAAGUUCAUUGCACAUAAAGUUGAUUUUGGAAGUUGUUUACCCGAGCCAAACCAUCCACAUUGCUGUAUCACUGUCAAGAAUUAGUCAUCCAGUGGGUGUUCUCAGAUUUGCGGAUCCACAAGUUUGUAAUCCAGCAGCUAAUUAAAAACUAAGAAACGAAAUGGAUUCACGCACAGAGAGGCCAAUAAGAGAUGCACGUCUGUAUCAUGAAGAAACCCUCGGACCCUCGUUAUAACAUCUUUUACUUGGUCAUCAAUCAUCACAGUGGAACCGAGGAGUUCCUGGCCAAGUGGUCUAAAGUUAUUUGAGAAAAAUGCGUGAAGCAUUGUAUGCCUGCCCCAGGAGAUUCCAUGGGGCAUUCUCUCGUUCUUCUGAUAUUGAGCUAAUUGGUGCCACAGUUAGGCGGUUUAGCCUUACAGAAGUAGUGUUUUUUUGUAACACUGGCUACGUAACAAGUUUACGAGUAAUAGUUCUGUAAAGAAUACGCUAGUUUUUUCAUGUAUAUACGUGCAAGAAUCUGUUGCCUUCGGAUUAAAUA